GUUACAGGAAAUGGAUCUGCUGCUGAAUAAUUUGUUAGGGCACAGAUCUUGAUCUACCUGAGUCAGACACACAUAAACACACCUCUUUAUUACAGGCACAGUGAGUGAAAUUAAAAGAAAUUACAUGUUUAUGGAUUCGGCUUUCAAGCAUCACCUACAAGAACCGAUUCAAAGAGCCGAUUCUCUGGCAAAUGACUGUAGUGAGGUAUUAGCAUUAGCUGUGAUGAGCAGAUACUUCGCGCAGGUUUUAUUCCUCUCUUCGUGCAGAUGAUAAGAAUCUGCAGAACAUCAACAUUAAUGAUCUAAUGAUGAAGGUGAUGAUGAUGAUGAAGAGCGUCACCGGAAGAGCAGCUUCACCUGCAUCGCUUUUAAUUUUUCUGAUGAUUCACAUGACACUAACAACUCCGUCAGAUGAAGGUGUGACAUCUGGGUUUAAAAAUCCUGAUGGAUUAGAUUCCAGUUGUGAUGGACAGACUGCAGACUCUCCGUCUCGUAGACAAUUUAAGACGGCGGAAAUGGCAGACGCUGUUCUGGGGAUGGAGCUGUCUGAGAACACAGCUGGGAUUGGAGCUCUUAUUCCUAAAACCUCAAAGUCUACGCCAUAUGAGAAGGAUGUGACAGAGGAGGUGAAGGAGCAGGAUACAGCAGUGGAUAAGCAAUUGGAGGAGGAGGAAGUGGUGAUGGAGGAGGAAGUUGAGAUGAAGCAAGAAAGUCCAGCUGGAGGUGACGAGCAGAAUUCUACAGAAACUGCAAAGACGUACAAAGUGAGCUGUGAUAAAAGGAGCAUCGCUGGACUUGAUACCUUCACAGUGCAUGUUCUAAACGCAUCACAGGAUCUAAUGGACUUCCUGAACUUAAACAGCUCUGAAUGCUCAUUGGUUCUCUUCUACACAUCCUGGUGUCAGUUCUCUGCCAACCUUGCUCCUCACUUUAAUGCUCUGCCAAGGGUUUUUCCCAUCAUGCAUUUUCUUGCUCUUGAUGCCUCACAACACAGCAGCUUGUCCACACGCUUUGGGACCGUCGCUGUGCCCAACAUUUUGCUUUUUCAGGGCACUAAGCCAAUGGCGCGCUUUAACCACACAGAAAGAACGCUGGAGACUUUAAGUGCCUUCAUAACUAAUCAAACAGGGUUUGAGGCAGUUGUGGAUCAGGUGGUGACAGAUGACGAUCAUGUUGGACCUUUACUCAGCGUCCCACUAACAAGCAUUGACUGGCUUUUUGUGUUCAGUGUCAUGUUUUUGUUUGUGUUCAGUUUGUACGCCAUCCUGCGAACUGACAGCAUUCGACUGCUCAUUCCCGGCCAUGAACAUGACCACCAGGACUAGUUGUUGUUGUUGUUGCUGUUGUUGUUGUUGUUGCUGUUGUAUGUAUAAACAAUUUAAAUAAUCUAUAAAAUUUAGUCAAUGGAUGGAUGUUUUAGAAUAAACAAUCAUAAUAAAUGAACAAUAAUAUUUCAUUUUAAA
Silurus meridionalis is the source of this 1463-nucleotide messenger RNA. It is a transcript of the gene txndc15, whose product is annotated as thioredoxin domain containing 15. Bases 306 to 1325 code for a protein of 339 amino acids. The transcript has 5 exons. Gene Ontology annotation, cellular component: cilium. The record is from RefSeq and is a predicted model, not a curated record. Lineage: Eukaryota; Metazoa; Chordata; Actinopteri; Siluriformes; Siluridae. Gene Ontology annotation, biological process: cilium assembly.